This is a messenger RNA of Anoplophora glabripennis (Asian longhorned beetle), 603 nucleotides long. Its product is annotated as dynein light chain Tctex-type. The record is from RefSeq and is a predicted model, not a curated record. Gene Ontology annotation, cellular component: cytoplasmic dynein complex; cytoplasm. Gene Ontology annotation, biological process: microtubule-based movement. The transcript is spliced from 2 exons. Gene Ontology annotation, molecular function: dynein intermediate chain binding. NCBI's taxonomy places the organism in Eukaryota, Metazoa, Arthropoda, Insecta, Coleoptera, Cerambycidae. The coding region runs from base 128 to 490 and encodes 120 amino acids.
AUUGACAUUUCAUAUUUGUAUUGUUAGGUUGUGGGGUGGAGUUAUUUCUAGAAAUUUAAAUAAGUUUUAUUACGAAUUCCCUUUAUCUGAGAUAAUAAAUUUAAAUAGAUAUAAUUUUAGAACUGUUAUGGAGAAAUCUGUACAGGAAGUCGUGGAACAGGACCUGCAAGAAGAGGGUCAGUUUGUUGUGGACGAUGUGAGUAAAAUUAUAAAGGAUGCCAUAGAAACUGUCAUAGGAGGCAAUGGUUAUCAACAGAACAAGGUUAAUAACUGGACAACGGCAGUCGUGGAAGCAUGUACAGCAGAGUUGACGAAACUGAUGAAACCCUAUAAAUACAUCGUUACGUGCACUAUCAUGCAGAAAAAUGGAGCCGGUUUACACACCGCAAGCUCUUGUUAUUGGGAUAACAACACAGAUGGAAGUUGCACAGUCCGUUGGGAAAAUAAGACCAUGUUUUGCAUUGUAUCUGUUUAUGGUUUGGCUAUAUAAAUUUUAUUCCACUUUACAAUUAGAUUAUGCUGCUAUAAACCCACUACAUUAAUUUAUGAUGUAUUAGUUAAAUAGUUAAUUGUAACGAUUGUUUAAUAUAUUUUUUUAUUUCA